UCACGGACUCCACUUUGCCAGGUGACGGCAGACACGCGCUCAAGAGUGCAAACAUGCUAUGUUUCUAACACGCCCGAAGUCGGGAAUUGACGGAGAAUGGAGACGCGCCUUGGUCACUGCCUUUUCAUCAUUUUCUCUGAGUGGAUUUGGCUCUUCACCCUAACUUCCAUCCUGGGCGGAACGAAAGCGGAGGUGAGGUGCAUUCCCUCGUGUCAGCUGCCGCUAAUCAACGCGUUUCCCCGGGAACUCUCGGCGCUGGAUUUGGCUGCUUUAGACGAGGCACCAGUUGGGGAAUUUGUUGGAUUUAUCGAGGGGUCACCAGAAGCCAAACCCACCGCCAAAGGAGACGAAAAGCACAACGUUGCGGAAUUAUCAGCAAGGGAAGAAAGUUCGUCCAAAGUGCAGCCACGGCUGGGGGGAAAUAACACGAGUUGCCUGGAGAAGGACGCGUUUAACGGUCAGCAAAAACUUUCCCAGCAGGAAGUGGUUGCUGGGAGUGCUUCACGCACGGCUGCCUCAUCUCCUGUUAACGAUGACUUCACCCAAGAGGUAAAAAAUAACCGCGUAUAUGCUGAAAAUGGGGCACAGGUUGAUGUGUCUGAGGAAGAUGACGGGGACGUGCCCAGUUGGAGACGAACACGCAGCGCGAGGAGCGCAGAGGCAUGGUCCGGUUACAGACCCGAGGAGGGCGGGGAGGAUGCUUCGCUUGCGGACCAGGAGGAGGCUGAGCUCACAAGUUCUACAUUUGCACUGACCGGGGACACAGCGCAUAACCAGGCGAUGGUGCACUGGUCCGGACAGAACAGCAGCGUGAUCCUCAUGUUGACCAAAUACUACGACUUCAACUCUGGCAGAGUGACGGAGAGCUCUUUAUGGAGGUCAACUGAUUAUGGGACCACAUACAAGAAACUUAAUGAGAAAGUCGGGUUAAAAACCAUCCUGAGCUACCUGUACGUGAGUCCAAACAACAAAAGAAAGAUCAUGUUACUUACGGACCCGGAGGUGGAGAGCAGUCUGCUCAUUAGCCUUGACGAGGGAGCGUCCUAUCAGAAACACAGCUUAGCCUUUGAUAUCCUCAGCCUGCUUUUUCACCCCGAGCAAGAGGACUGGAUCCUGGCUUACAGCCACGACCAAAAGCUCUAUGUCUCUGUCGAGUUUGGGAGAAGAUGGCAGCUUGUGCAUGACAGCGUUGUCCCCAACAGAUUUUACUGGUCCAGACUGGGUUUAGACAAAGAGCAGGGAAUGAUUCACCUGGAGAUCACCGUUGCAGAUGGACGGUCACAGUACAUAACUUGUAAACUUCAGAAUUGCUCUGAUGGAAACAAGGGCAAGCCUUUCCCUGGAUUUAUCAUCCCUAAUUCCCUGGUGGUUCAGGAUGAAUACGUUUUCAUCCAGGUGCCAAUAGGUGGCCAGUCUGUCCAUUAUGUGUCCUAUAAAAGAAACGCUUUCUACCCCAUGAAGCUUCCCAAGUACACACUGCCAAAGGACUUGCAGAUAAUCAGCACAGAUGAUAACCAGGUGGUGGCAGCGAUCCAGGACUGGCACCAGAACGACUCGUACAACCUGUACAUGUCUGAGUCCAGAGGGCUGUUCUUCACCCUGAUGCUGGAGGACGUUGUGAGCAGCGGAGGACCCGAGGGUAACAUCAUGAUCGACCUUUAUGAGGUUGCUGGGAUUAAAGGGGUGUUCCUGUCAAAUAAAGUUGUUGAGAACCAAGUGAAAACUUAUAUCACAUACAACAAGGGGAGAGACUGGCGCCUUCUUCAGGCUCCAACAACCGAUCUCCAGGGAAACAAGGUCUAUUGUGAACAACCUUACUGUUCUUUACAUCUCCACCUGCAUGUCUCAGAGAAUCCCUACACCUCGGGGAACAUUGUCAGCAAAGAUACAGCUCCAGGAAUUAUAAUAGCAUCAGGUGUGGUUGGACCUGAGCUGACCAGCACUAAUGUCAGUAUUUUCAUCACAUCUGAUGCUGGAAACACCUGGAAAGAGGUUUUUCAGGAGGAGUACAGUGUGUUUUUCCUGAAUCAAGGAGGAUCUCUGGUGGCCAUAAGACACACACCUCUGCCAAUUAGGCAUAUUUGGCUGAGUUUUGAUGAGGGCAGAAACUGGGACAAAUAUAGCUUCACCUCCUCUCCACUCUAUGUUGACGGGGUGCUCGGGGAGCCUGGAGAGGACACCCUAAUUAUGACGAUAUUUGGUCAUUUCAGCCAUCGAUCUGAGUGGCAACUUGUAAAAAUUGACUUCCGGUCCAUUUUCCAACAUCGUUGCACAUCUGAAGAUUAUGUGACAUGGCAGCUACACAAUGGGGACGAAUCGUGCAUCAUGGGAAUGAAGAGAAUCUUCCAGAAGCUGAAAGCAAACGUUCAGUGUGUCAAGGCCAGAGAUCAGUAUAUUUCCCAGAUGUCAGACUCCUGCCCGUGCACAGAGGCAGAUUUUGAGUGCGACUACGGGUUUGAGAGGCAGGUUGAUGGAAGCUGCACUCCGUCUUUCUGGUUCGUUCCUUCAGCAACAUUCAGAGACUGCACCACUGGAGACAGCUUCCUGAACACCACAGGAUAUCGCAAGGCUUUGUCUAACAACUGCACUGAGGGAACGCUGCUGAAGUAUAGCCCCAGGCGACAAAAGUGUCCCACUCAGGCACCCAGGGGCCUCCAGCUCCUAACCAGCGAGGGAACACUGGUGGCAACCCUGGAGAGGAACGUCACUUUCCUGGUCUUCCUGGAAGAGGGUCUGAGCUCCACCACAAGUAUUACUGUAGACUUUGGCGAUGGGACCUCCAUAUCUUUUGUAAACAUAAGCUCCAUCGAUGACGGGAUCAAGCAUAUCUACAAUAAAGUUGGCAUCUACCAAGUUUCUGCGACAGCUGCCAACACUCUGGGCUUUGACAGGGUGAUACUCUACCUCCACGUCUCCUGUCAACUUGAGCAGGUUCAGCUCUUGGCCCCGUCAGUGGUCGUCAAGAACAAAGCAGUGAACCUCACGACAGUGUUACGCCCGAGCAAUGUGGGAACAGUCACCUAUUACUGGUGGUUUGGUAACAAAACAGAGCCUAUGGUGACCCUGGAUGGAGCGAUGUCUUUCACUUUCUCUGCAGUGGGGAGUCACACUGUUGUUGUUCAGGCUGCAGUGGGAAAUGCUGUCCAUCAGGAUCAGAUGACCGUCGCAGUUUAUGAUUAUUUUCGAUCCCAGGUUUUGGCCUUUUCUUCUAAUCUGGAUGAGAUGAACCCAGGGGUGUCUGAGUGGAGGGAAGACAUCGGCAGAGUGGUGAAGAGCUGUGCAGUUCAGGUCACAGGAAUCAGUGAGGAUCAGCUCCUGGUCACUGUGCUUCCAGGUGUGCCAACCACAGCAGAGAUUUUCAUUGUGCCUGAGAAGAGGGCGAGACAUGGAGCCAUGGAUGAAAAGUGGGCGCACCUGGAUCAGCUUUCCCAGGUUCUGCUAAGUGCUUUGAACCAAGACCUCAUCCAGUUCACACUCAAGCCAGGGGUGCUGGUGAACGUGUACGCCACGCAGCUGUCUCCAGCUCCUCUUGUGGACAGCAGCGACAGCAGCCACAGCAGCACAGCAGUCAUCAUGCUGGUGUCAGUCGUACUGAUGGGCUUGGCAGUCUUUGUGGUAUAUAAAUUCAAAAGGAAGAUUCCCGGCAUCAACACAUACACGGCGGAGCAGCCUGACAAAGAACAAGAGGUCAUCCCGACAGUGACCUCGAUCGCAGUCCCAAAUCCUGAGGGGGACAAGCUGACCUCACUGGAUCAUGUGGAUGUACAGCUGGACUCCAAAAGCCGAGGCUACCUGCCAUCUCACACAGACAUCAAGCUCUCUGAUGAAGCGCCCCAUGUGUUUUAAUGUUGGGAGUCUAUGACCGACUCGAAAGCAAUACAUCUUCUUUGGCAGUUACUUCCAGCAAGCUAUGAAACCACGGUCACAAUGAAUGGUCUCGAGUGUUUUGCUACCCAUGCAUGGAUGGACCAGUUCACACUGUGCUGCCUAAUCCCUCUGAGGAGAUUGUACAGAUUUCUACUCGCUUCUUGGAAAAAAAAAAGGGACACUUUUUGACUGAAAAUACUUGUAUUUUUGCAAGGACAUUGAUCUUUUUAUGUAAAUAAUGUACAUCCAUAAUGGAGGACGUAAAAGUUAUUUGUCUCAGCUGGUUACAGCUGCAUCUGCUCAAAUAUGAAAAUAUCAAGCGGCAGAAACGGACAUUAUGUAUGAUAUUAUCUCUAAAUAUGCUCCUGUUUCUGUUCUUUGGGCCUGUGUUUGUGAAGUUUACUUUGUUUAACUCUGUGGAAACAGCUUAUCUGAGCAAGACAGUGAGGGAAGCAGAUUCAUUAAGCUCUGUACAAUCAGUAAAUCUUAUCACCACGUUUGCAUCAAAUGAAAGCUUGCAAUAUCCAGGAGAUGAGGGAGGGCUCCUAGUCCCAGAUCUGUGUAUUCCAUCACGCCUGCCGCUCAAAAUGUUAUACAUGUCGUACAAAAAUAAGAAGAGAAAAUGAAAGUGGAUGUAUUGGAUAGGUAUAUACAGACGUCAUUUCUGUGCAGGAGACUCAAAUGAGCCUAUGUAUGACUUUGGAAUCAACUUUAUAAUUGUUGAUCAUACCCUCAUUUUAUAAGCUGUGCUUCUGGAUUGUUGUUGCCACAUCUCAUUUUUUAUUUUUGAGCAACUGUCCAUCAGACUGUUGAAUGCAAUGACUUUUAAACUUGUGCAUCAUAUCUGUGUUGCUGGGAGCGUUUGUUGUACAUUCUGGUUUCUAAAAAGUGAGUCUCAUUUACAUUUUCUGAAGAAGCCAAGCGUUAAAGGAGUAAAGUUUGGCUGUAAUGCAGUAAAAAAAUGGUCAGAUCUGCAUUUUAAUUCAUUAUUUAUGAAGAUUUAUUAACCUUUUUUUGUCUUAAUAGCAUCAUAAAUUCAAAAGACUUGUGCUCUUUGGUUUAAAAUGCUGCUCAUAUUGUUGUUUUUCAUCCAGCUGAUCUCACUGUGAAAGAGGAAAGUACAACAGCUCUGAACUACACCAAGUUUCAAUUGAUUUCUUUUUAUAGGUCAGAAAAACAACCUUGUAUUUAUUUUUUUAUUCAUUCCGGACUGUUUAUCUGCCAUGAUGACACCAGCAUCUCCACACGGCAUUCCCUGAGUUUACAGCGAUGCAGAGGAUCCUGCAGUCUGUUCGAGGUUUGCCCCCAAGGACUCGGCGGACAAAAGGCUGCGGAUUUGUUCAUCUCCUUGGCUGCGAGGGACACGGAGAUAGAGAAGACGUAUCUGCUGUCAACAAGGCUCAGCCUACGCGCAGAGCUUUGGUCAGCUGCUGUCUCUUUGGGAUAAGUACUGAAGUUCUUCUUCAUCAAACUUUUCUUUUUAAGUGUUGUCAGCAUCAUAUGUCAGAAAGACAAAUUGACUAGAGGCCUCUCCAUACUUCUUCCCUUCCAGUCCUGCGAACGAGCCUGAAGCAUAAAUAAACUCGCUCUCGUCAUCAGGUGAACGCUGUCUCUCUCUCUCUCUGCACCAAACAUCGGAGGAGUUUUAUUUUGUGCUUGUUAUGUAUUGAACAAAGUUUCUGUUAAAUCCCAAUAUUCAACCUGUGAAUACGAUUGUGAACAUAUUUGCAUGAUGUAUUUUUUUCCUCUUUUAAGAUACUUGAAAUUUGUCUUUAUUAGGAAAAAAAAAUGAAAUGGUAGAAACGUGAGCUUUGGUACUUCUUUGGUUUCUCUGAAGCUAGAGAACUCAUUCAUUACAAGUGACGUGAUUAUUCAGUGGGUUGUUUCUGUGUCUUUCAUUUGAUCUUGCAGAGGUAACCAUGGUUGCAGAAUAAAGCAGAAACACAACAUUAA
Molecule: messenger RNA, 5820 nt
Organism: Notolabrus celidotus (New Zealand spotty)
Lineage: Eukaryota; Metazoa; Chordata; Actinopteri; Labriformes; Labridae
Product: VPS10 domain-containing receptor SorCS1-like
Exons: 27
Coding region: 97-3846 (1249 amino acids)
Biological process (GO): post-Golgi vesicle-mediated transport
Cellular component (GO): membrane; Golgi apparatus
Molecular function (GO): protein binding
Source: RefSeq, a predicted model, not a curated record